This is a messenger RNA of Pseudogymnoascus destructans, 846 nucleotides long. RefSeq lists its product as uncharacterized. The record is from RefSeq and is a predicted model, not a curated record. Bases 1 to 846 code for a protein of 281 amino acids. NCBI's taxonomy places the organism in Eukaryota, Fungi, Ascomycota, Leotiomycetes, Thelebolales, Thelebolaceae. The transcript has 3 exons. Gene Ontology annotation, molecular function: protein binding.
AUGGCAUCCCGAACAGAACGCUUCGAGCGGAAAGCAAAUCCCAAGCCUGCCGUGCCAUCGCCGACCGAAGAAACAGAAACUGUGCGGUUUGAACCCGAAGAAGAAGCUGAACUCCUCAGGCAAUCGAACGAGCGCAAGGCUGCGGCAAACGAAAGGUUCGCGGCUGGAGAGUAUGGCGCGGCGAUAAAAAUUUACGCGGAGGCCAUUUCGUCAUGUCCGAAUUAUCUAUACUAUGAGCGCGCAGUGCUGAACAGCAAUGUCGCGGCUUGCCACUUGAAGCUGGAAGAGUGGAAGGAGACGGUCAAAGCUGCGAGUGAAUCUGUCGACGACCUCGACCGUUUAGAUCCCACGAAAUUAAAGGAGAAUAAGAAGGGUGGCACUCCCAAAGGCGAGGAUGGGAAGGAGAUUGUUGAAGAGCAGGAAGAGGAAGCAGAUGAGGAGAUAGUCAGUGUUGGGGCAGCCAAGGCCGCGAACACUUCAGAGGCAGCGCGGCGGAAAACAGAUAUAGAACGGAUACGAUCGAAGGCCUUACUGAGGAGGGCAAGAGCAAGGAGUGAGUUGGGGGGGUGGUCGGCACUUGGAGGGGCUGAAGAAGAUUACAAGGAGCUCUCGAAGAUGUCGAACCUAUCACCAGCAGACCGCAAGGUAGUACAAAGGCAGCUGAUCCUGCUACCACCACGGACAAAAGCAGCACAAGAAAAGGAAAUGGGCGAUAUGAUGGGGCAACUCAAGCAGCUUGGGAAUGGCAUUCUGAGGCCGUUCGGCUUGUCCACAGAUAAUUUCCAGAUGGUCAAGGAUGAGAAGUCAGGUGGAUAUAGCAUGAACUUUAACCAAGGGAAUAAAUAA